AAAGCUUCCGGAGCGUUCAGCCUGCGUGUUUGAAAAGCUGCGUUUUCUGCACGUGUAGGAGGAAGAGCUGCUGCUCGCGAGGCGGCGGGUCACACCUGACACCGAGCUCGAGCCCGGCGUCAGUACCUGUGAGGCAGAGCGCGAGCUAAACGAGCUGCGCAGAAUGGAGCUCUCAUUAUUACUUCAUGACCUUCAUCUCUCUCCCUGCUCCUCCUCCUCAGAGAAGCCCCUCCCCUCUCCCUCUCUUCCUCCAAUCACAGAGCUCCUGUCUCGGCUGCAGGACAAGCUGAUUGGUGCGUCCACAGACUCUGAAACGAGCUCCCUGAUUGGUCGUGUGGAACAGCUCUUCCGAACAGCAGAUCCUCAUUGGCUGUUCUCCCCAAACUCAGCCAGUCAGGAUGACGGGUGGGCGGGGCUUCGGGCGGCGUACGGCUCUCUGGUCAGUGCUGUGACUGGCUGCGCAGCUCUGCCGCUCUGCGAAGACGACUGCGGCUCCCCGUCGGCUGCGGCCUAUCAGAGCUUACCCGCCCGAGCUGGACCGGUAUGCUCCGCCCUCAGAGCGCUGCUGGGAACUCUGGGAAACUGGGAGUCAGGGGGCGGAGCCAGAGGAGGUCAGACCGGCUUGCUCCUGACUGUAGCUCCUCCCAUCUGCGUGUUCGCUGUCACACAUUUCCAGGAUCAGGCGUGGACCAGCUCCUCCUCCAGAGCGGCGGCACAGAGCCUGCAGGAGGCGCUGCUGAAGGCUGGGCGCUGGAGGGACUCCGCCCACCUCCUGAUGGGGGGCGGGAGUCAGGACGCGGAGCGGGAGGAGGGGGGCCGGACGAGCAGAGGGAUUCUGGGAGGAGUCCUGGACGUCCUGCGGCCUCAGCUGACCAAGGACUCGUGGCAGCGAUGUGAAGCAGUGAAGUUGGUGUUUGCUUGGACUCUCCUGCAGGUGACUCGCCCCUCUCUCUCCCCUCACCUGCACCUCCUCCUCCCCCCGUCCCUCCUCCUCAACGACCACUACAGACCGGAGAACUGCAUGCUGGGAGUUCGCUGUCUGCACCACAUCGUGCUCCACACGCCGGCUGCAGAUCUCCGUCAGUUCAACAGAGCUGAAGUUCUCUACCAGGCGUUGUUCAAACACCUGUACACCACAGAGGCUGCGGUCAUACAGCCGGUCCUGUCCUGUCUGCUGGACCUGCUGUUGGUUUUGGAGAAGCCCCCCUCCUCUCUGGCCCCGUCCUCCCCCCGCAGGAAGACCUGUCGCCAUGACGACGUGCUGCGUUUGGUCCUGACGCACAUGGAGGCGGAGAACAAGGUGGCGCUGCGGCGCGUCUACGCCGCCGCUCUGCCUCCGUACAUAGACAGGAUGGGCGUGGCGGUGUGCAGACACCUGCGGCGGCUGGAGCGAGUGGUGCUGGGAUACCUGGAGGUCACAGAUCCGCCAGAAGAGACGAGUCGACUGAAGAUCCUGGAGGUGCUGCAGAAAACCAGCAGAGCAGCCUGGCCGCGGAUGGCGUGCCGUGUCGACGUGUUGCUGCGUUGCCUGCUGAAGUUGCUGGUCGACGUCUCUUCGGACUCUCAGCUCGGUGAUUCGGUCAGACAGAAGCUGAUGAAUGAAACGUCUCUGUGCAUCAAGCUGCUGGACGGCUGCUCACAGGGAGCCCUCCAGCCUCUCCUCCAGCAGGUCGACAGCAGCUGCUGCAGCCCUGAGGUGCUCAGUUGCCUAGCGACAGUAACUACGAUGACAAAGAGGUGACGCAACAGACCAGAUCGGGAGUUUGUGGUUUGUCUGACGACGGUUCUUCAUCAGGGCGACUCCAUGUGAAGCUGCAGGACGGCUCCUAAAAGGACUUUAACUCUGCGUCUCCUCACUGCAAACAAACCCGAGCUCUCUUUGGUUUCCUCUCUGUUUCCCCUGUGAGCAGUCUGAACACACAUCAGUGUGUGAGCAGCGAGUCCAGCUGGUCCAGUCGGUGUUUCAGACCCAGUAAACUGUCCUCGGCCUCCAGUCGUCUCGCCUCCAGAUCCUCCUGCUGACUCCACAAACUGCAGCGCAGACGAGCCUCGAACACAGAGCAGAGCGGACGUUACUUUCGCUGCUUCACGCUUUGAUUUUAAGUGUUACAA
Micropterus dolomieu (smallmouth bass) is the source of this 2112-nucleotide messenger RNA. It is a transcript of the gene tti2, whose product is annotated as TELO2 interacting protein 2. The coding region runs from base 164 to 1741 and encodes 525 amino acids. The record is from RefSeq and is a predicted model, not a curated record. Gene Ontology annotation, cellular component: centrosome; cytosol; nucleoplasm. NCBI's taxonomy places the organism in Eukaryota, Metazoa, Chordata, Actinopteri, Centrarchiformes, Centrarchidae. The transcript has 11 exons.